UCCGCGGUCGGGCAGUGCGGGCUCAGUGCGGGGCGCAGCGCGGAGCCCGCUGUGGAGCUGCGCCCUUAUAGCGGGCUGAGCUCGGAGGGGGCUGUGGUGGCCGACCCGAUGUUUUCCCCCAGCCAAGAGGAGCACUGCGCCCCCAACAAGGAGCCCGUCAAGUACGGGGAGCUGGUGGUGCUGGGGUAUAAUGGCUCCCUCCCUAAUGGUGACAGAGGACGAAGGAAAAGCAGAUUUGCCCUUUACAAGCGACCUAAAGCAAAUGGAGUUAAGCCCAGCACUGUUCACGUGAUUUCUACUCCUCAAGCAUCCAAGGCUAUCAGCUGUAAAGGUCAGCACAGCAUCUCUUACACUCUAUCCAGAAAUCAGACGGUUGUAGUGGAGUACACGCAUGAUAAGGACACAGACAUGUUUCAGGUCGGGAGGUCAACAGAAAGCCCCAUAGACUUUGUAGUGACAGAUACUAUUUCUGGGAGUCAAAACAACGAUGAAACUCAGAUUACACAGAGCACCAUAUCCCGCUUUGCAUGCAGGAUUGUUUGUGACAGGAGCCCGCCAUAUACAGCAAGGAUAUUUGCAGCUGGAUUUGACUCUUCUAAAAACAUAUUUCUCGGUGAAAAAGCAGCAAAAUGGAAAAAUCCCGAUGGCCACAUGGAUGGGUUAACGACCAACGGGGUGUUGGUCAUGCAUCCGAAAGGAGGGUUCACUGAGGAGUCUAAACCUGGAGUUUGGCGUGAGAUCUCUGUCUGUGGGGAUGUAUACACCCUCCGGGAAACCAGAUCUGCUCAGCAAAGAGGGAAACUGGUAGAAAACGAGACCAACGUCCUACAAGACGGCUCCCUCAUCGACCUGUGUGGAGCCACCCUUCUGUGGAGAACAGCAGACGGACUGUUUCACACCCCGACUCAGAAACACAUCGAAGCUCUGCGACAGGAGAUCAACGCCGCCAGACCUCAGUGUCCCGUCGGGUUAAACACUUUGGCGUUUCCCAGUAUCAACCGUAAAGAUGUGGUGGAAGAGAAGCAGCCCUGGGCAUACCUCAGCUGUGGUCACGUUCACGGCUAUCACAACUGGGGACAUCGCAGUGACACAGAAGCUAACGAGAGGGAAUGUCCGAUGUGCAGAACCAUUGGCCCCUAUGUGCCUCUGUGGCUUGGCUGCGAAGCGGGAUUUUAUGUGGAUGCGGGUCCUCCAACUCACGCGUUCAGCCCAUGCGGACACGUGUGCUCUGAGAAGUCUGCAAAGUACUGGUCUCAGAUCCCUCUGCCUCACGGUACUCAUGCAUUUCAUGCUGCCUGCCCUUUUUGUGCAACACAACUGUCUGGGGAACACAACUGCGUCAAGCUUAUUUUUCAGGGUCCAAUUGACUGAUAUCACUUGGCGGUGACCACGAUAAUGUUUUGUUUAACGACUUACUGUGAAAAUUUUGCCACUAACUCUAUAGAUUUUACCUUUUUUUAUAACGUUAUUAAUAGGGUGGUAGGUUGGGGAUGGGGAACUGGCAAAGGAAACGGUGAGGAACUGUGGCGGAGUGGGAUACAUUGAUACCUGGAACUCAGCAGAUAUCAGUGGGGUUGCAUGCUCAAAAGCAGCGUAUUCACAAAGUCUUCUUGGUCAAAUUGUAGUAUAUUUGUAUUCUUUUUAUUAGUACCCUGGAUCAGAAGAAAAAAAACACAGAUGUCUUAAUGAUUUUUUUAAGCUAAGAUUUUUUAAUGGAAAGGUUUUUCUUCUAAACUUUGACAAGCCUUUAAAACCUAUUUUUCAAACCUAGAAGGAACACACAGAAUGUAACUGUCUUUAAUUUGCAGUGUAAUUUAACUUGAAUCGUUUCUCAAGGAGCUAAAGCAGAAUGUGUGGACAGCCAUAGGUGAAUGUUCACUAGAGAUAAUUGGAGACGUAAGAGAAAAAUUAGCUGCCUAAAUUGUAGAGUAUAAAUGUAAUUAAAAUAUUUAUUAUGGCAUAACGCAGCUGGCCAACAAGGCAUCAAGGAUUACUUGAAACUGAGGAAAUCCUGUUUGCAUUGAUUUCUUUUCAGUGUAAUACAUGUCCACUGCUCAUUAUGUGUAGUGUAUGGCUGGGUUUUGUUUUGUUAUUGCUACCCCGUUUAACUUGCAUAUGGCGAAACCUCUUUUCUACAUACAUACAUCUGGUUUUAAGCCAGCGUUCUGUGUACAUGUAGUCUGAUCUCUUUAUUUCUGCUUAGUUUAGCUUGCCCUAACUGCGCCUCGCGUGCCCAGAACCAUUGGGUUGAGAUGUAGCAAGCCUUGAAAAAUUGAAUGCAAGAAAGGGAUGUAGUGCUACAGCAAAACAGAAGGCUCAGGUGCAAUUGAUACAGAACUUAUUUACAUAGACCUGGCUUCAGGAAAGCACUUAAUAUAUAGGUAUAAUCCCAUAGAUGGGACUUAUUUUAAGUGCUUCAAUGGAUUGUGGUUCUACACUGUUAUGGUUUGAAAUAAUACGAAAACAAAGGUUAAAAACAAUUCAUUUGAGCUCACUUAGUAGCCAAAAUGCUGCGAGGAGGGGAGCGUCCUUUCUAGUUCAGCUGAGUAUUUCUGUUCAGUUUCCAACUGGCUGCCAUCCCUCACCUCUUUAUGCAGAUUGAGACGUGUUCGUAUCUUCUUCUUUUUAAACGUUUGCAAAUCAAACAGCAUUCAGAUGUAAUCAAACCCACGUAUUAGGGUGGUACAUCUGAAGUGGAUGGCUUGGAAUCCCCGACUUCUUAAGGGAGCUGAUAAAUAUUUACUACAGAGAUAAUUAAAUCAGAAUUGCAUAUGAGUUGUACCCUGCCCACCGUUAGUGUCACUUCAUGCAGAGUGAGACCUCUGAUUUGGUUCCUGCCUUUUGCUUUCUGUGUUCUUGGUAUCUGAGGUAUCAAUCUAUCCAGUCUAUAAAGAGAAACAAGGGAGAAAAUGACAGCAUCUCCAGGUUCAAACUCAGUUCUGUUUAAUCAACUGUAGCUCUUUUUGCUAUAUUUGCGCCCUUUGUAUAAAUAGAUAAUUUAUAUGAUUUUAAUAUAUUCUGUAUAUAUAUAUAUAUAUACUUGAAUUGGCCUGUUCAUAUUUUGGUUGUAAAAUUAUUUUAUAGUUAACCUUAUAAACAUUCGACAUGUCCCUUACCAGUGGUGGUGGUGGGACGUGCUUUGUCUGCUGCUGGUUUUAGUGUCAUUUUGCUGUAUAAAUGUUCAGCAUUUUAAUCAUUUGAAAACAGCUUUACUUUUUACUGCUUUUUUUUUUUUGCUGUUUUUUUUUUAACGUUUUGGCUCCGUAGCAUUUUCUCUACACAAUCAAACUGUACACGUUUGUCCCGCUCAGUGACUGGAAAUAGGAUGCAUCUUGUUAACAGAAAACGAUACGCUUCUUCCUAGUGCCUUCUCAAUGAGAUCCUCUUGUGAUUCCGUGUGCUGAGUCCUUAAUCCCACCAGACAACCUUGUGGCUGAUCUUCAUCAAGGAUGGCCAUCCAACCAGAUGGGGAAGAAACGCCUUUGGCCUUCAGUUCCUCCUUCUGGUUUGUGUCAUAAAUGUGAAGGUGCCUCUUCCCUCUUUCUAUUCAAUACAAGUUCCUCAGGUUCCAUACGCAUAGCGCAGCAUGAUUUCUGUUCAGCAUAUACCUCAUCUGUGAGAGGCAGACUCACCUCCACCUCGUUCCUAUUGGACUCGGAAAUACUUCACUUUGUUUCUCAUGAGAGAUGCGAUGAAACACGCUUUCAGGACAUGCUGACUGUUGAAUUCUGGCUGUGAUCUGUGUGUUUAUGUUUGCUGGGGGGGCAGAAGUCUUGGUUUCCAUGUGCAACAGCUCCAUCAGCCUGGGGUGGCUCAGUUUCUCAUCCCAUUUCUCCUCUCAAUAACCACACACCUCCCCAUUCUAAUUCAACUGGAAGCAGUAGUUUCAAGACAAGCAGGACCGACCCUGUUUGGAGAGACUGAACUUGAGAACCACGCUCAUACUUUGUUUUUGAGAGCUCAUUUCACGAUCCCAGCGUUGAGUUUCUUGCAUACCAUUUCAAGCACUGGCAGCACAUUCUGCAAAGUCUUCUUUUUUAACCUGUUAACUGUUGACUCGAUUUGAAUGCUUCAGAAACAGCUUUGACUGCAUAACUUAAAAGUAUUUUUUCUAGUCUGAUCUUUAAAACAGGGAAAAGUCUGUCAUAUCCACGCAUGCUGGAGCUGUAACACUUCUCUUUUUCCUGGCAGCUUCGUGGUAGAGUGCUGAAGUCUCAAUAGGCAGCUCAGUAGCGAAUGUUGUUCUUUCAUGAACCGUGGUCCAACUUGUACAAAAGAGUCAGCACGAUGCUGCAUUUUAAUCAAGGUUUUUUUUUAUUUUCCAAGCGUGGUCACUUUGUGCCUCUGGUACAGUAGUAGUACUGUACUGGCAUAGCAAUUAAAGGAGGGUUGUGUUUCUAGGGGAGGAUGGGAAUGGGGCUGAAAGGAGACGAAAGCUGCUUCCAUGAACUGCUGUGCCAGGAGCUGUGACUGUAACUGUUCUGCUUUCGGAGCUGGUUCAUGCCACCCAAAGCAUGGAGGUACUGAGAUGGGGCUGCCCUGAACAGCUGAGAGUCCCAUAAAGAACUGCAACUCCCUCUGACCAGGAUUUACUCUUAUUAACUCUUUGUACAUUCUGAAAUAAGCUCUUGGCUGGGGUUGCGGUAGCUCCCCCUCUGCUGCUCACUCGUUUUCCUGCUGUUCUGUUUCUGGAAGCAUCUAGUUAAGUCUCUGUGCAUCUGGUUCAUUUUUCUGGGCUGAGAGAUCCAUUGGUAGCGGUCUGGCCAUCGUUGUAACUGAUGGUCAUUGAAAAGCAUUUUUAAUGUGCUAGGAAAGCUGACAUGGCUUGACUCGAUUUUGAAAGGAGCUGUGCUUGUCCCUUUCUGUCAAGGAUCAUUCUGCAGGGAAUGGUAAGUCUUGUUUUAACCACAAUUUCUGCUGAUAUUCUGCACUGGAUGUGGAUGGGUGGCUCCCACAGGAUGGGCAGGUAGAGCCAUUAACCCAAGGAGCUGAGAGGUCUGUUGGGUGUUGGGGUUGAGUAGAUGUGGGCAGCCCAACUCCUGGAGUGUUCUGACUGAGGAUCCUUCCUUCCUCAUCAUUUACUCAGUUUUCAGCCUCUUGUGAAUUCCUGUUUCCUUUCUUUCUCUCCUUACCUGCCUAGUUGCAGGUAAAUCAGUAAAUACAGCUUGAAAGGAAGGCAAGGAAGAGAACUUAGAUGCCGUUAGGCUUGCUUCUUUUCAAGGAAAACAAAGUGAAGUUACAAAUGUCUUUUGAUUAUUUUCUUUCUCAGUACUUAUAUUCCAUGAGCACUCUUCACAACCUUCAUACUCGGUGAACUAAAAGGAUGAGAUGAGCUUAGAAGAUGGGGCAGGUUUUUGGUGGCGUGGGGUAGUUGCUGGGCUGAGAAGUUGUAGCGUGUAAACCGGGUCCCACUGACUGCAUCAGGGCACUUUGGUGUUGAAGUCCGUUCUGUUUCCAUCGCGGUGCUUAAGGAUGGGCUGUGUGGGAUCAAACACGCUGCAAAGAGCCUGUAUUGCUGCCUCAUAGCCAUAGGAACAGCCUCAGCCACAGUGUGAUGGUGAAAUGGUCACCUUCCAGCAGCGUUAGCAGCUCGUAGACUUGGUGUGUUUGUAAAGCUGGUCUUUUCUACACUGUGUGAAAUGAACUGAUUUCUUUGCUGUUGUACCCGUGGAAGUACAAGCCAUUUUAUGGGGCGGGGUGGGGAGAAGAAGAGGGGAGGAAAACCUUCAUAAAACAAAAAGAAAAGAUUAAAAUGUUAUCUCAAUAUUCUCAUCGACUCCUCCAGUUUAUUUUUCCCCCGGUGAUCGAUUGUCAGAGCUUGCCUGGGAUUUGCAUUGCCGUAUGAACGUUCAGAAUGCCACCACUUCUCUCUUAUCCCCCUUCCCUCUGUUCCUCAGCAAACAAAAGCUCACACCUCUGAGGAUCCUUAAGCAUUGGAGGUAUGGAGUGGAUUCAGGUGUGAGUUGCCCUGAAAUUCCAGUUGAUUGACACCCCUGGUUUUGAAAUGGAGCUGUUUGUUUUCAAUGCCAGCUGCCUUCUCGCGGUGUUAACAUAAUAGCGAAAUAAAAGCAAUUUCCAGGAAUAAUGUG
Messenger RNA from Coturnix japonica (Japanese quail), 6089 nucleotides. RefSeq names its product pellino E3 ubiquitin protein ligase family member 2 (gene PELI2). NCBI's taxonomy places the organism in Eukaryota, Metazoa, Chordata, Aves, Galliformes, Phasianidae. Gene Ontology annotation, molecular function: ubiquitin protein ligase activity; protein binding. The record is from RefSeq and is a predicted model, not a curated record. Gene Ontology annotation, biological process: protein polyubiquitination; regulation of Toll signaling pathway.